Messenger RNA from Bipolaris maydis ATCC 48331, 1519 nucleotides. RefSeq lists its product as uncharacterized. The record is from RefSeq and is a predicted model, not a curated record. Gene Ontology annotation, molecular function: translation initiation factor activity; guanyl-nucleotide exchange factor activity. Gene Ontology annotation, cellular component: eukaryotic translation initiation factor 2B complex. Gene Ontology annotation, biological process: translational initiation. NCBI's taxonomy places the organism in Eukaryota, Fungi, Ascomycota, Dothideomycetes, Pleosporales, Pleosporaceae.
GCAACACACUUACAUUUCACCGCCAAAAUGAGUGCAGAACCCGCGGCCAAGACAAAGCCCAACUUUGACAUUGUCGCGACCUAUCGCCAAAUCCUAAAAGAUGAUCCCGAGCUUACUAUGCCCGUCGCGGCCAUCGAGGCGCUCGUUGAAGCAAUCGCACAAAGUUCUGUGUCAACCGUCGCCGAGACUCUCGAUCUUCUCGAACGCCACACUGCCGCGCUGAAGGCUUCAAUCGCAAACCCCAUCUCCCUCUCUGCCGGUACCGACCUCUUCCAGCGCUAUCUUAUUACCACCCUCAACCGCCCCGCCAGCCUGAAUCUGGGCCCAGAAGAUGAUUUCCGCGCGAUACGAAACCACUUGCUCUCUAAUGGAAAGUUGUUUGUGGACAGAGCAAAGCAGAGUAGAGAGAAGAUAGCCAGUUUUGGCAAGCACUUCAUCCGGGACGGCGGUACUGUGCUUACAAACGGUGGCUCGCGAGUAGUGGGUGCGCUAUUGAGAAGGGCGGCUGAAUCAAGCACUCUCCGCUUCAAGGUCAUAUAUGUCUUGCCAUCUGAAAGCUCGCUCGAUUCAAAGGAGGGGUUGCAGACGGUCGCCGAUCUCCGAGAACACAAUGUACCGGUGGCCACGAUCCCAGACUCGGCAGUGGCAUACUCGUUGGGCAAGGUCGACAUGAUCAUCGUGGGCGCCGAAGGUGUUGUAGAAAACGGUGGAAUAAUAUCGCGCAUGGGAACAUACCAGUUGGGUGUGCUGGCAAAGAGCAAGGGAAAGCCAUUCUAUGUUGUGGCCGAGAGCCACAAGUUCGUCAGGCUCUAUCCGCUGAGCCAGUUCGACUUGCCAAUCGAGCAGAAAGUCUUGGACUUCAAGGUGGCAGAGGAAAACAAGGCCGAACAAAAGAUCAAGGGUGAACAAGAGCAGCGUAAUGUCUUCGACGAGGCCAUUGCUGACAUGACCGCAAAACAAGGCUCAACAGUCGCUCCGCUCGACGCACAUGACGCCGUUGAUUUCACUCCUCCAGAUCUGAUCUCUGGAAUCAUCACUGAGUCAGGUGUCCUCACUCCGUCUGCAGUCUCGGAGGAGCUGAUCAAGAUAUGGUUCUGAGCCCUCUCUGAGCACCAAACUCCUCACACGCUCCGAAUAUAUUUAAUCAGAUGAUCCUUACGCCAAGUCCAACGGCAAAGUGAAAGUUACUCACGUCAGUGUUAGGAACUACCUCGAUGUGGAAGUCUUCACUUCGCGCACUUAGCGUCCCCGCUACGACUAACGCAGCACAUGAUGAGACAUAUCACCGUGAACCAAAAACAGGGUGAAUGCCAAGACCACUUCUGUGGCUUGGGGACGGUUUGCGUAUUGGUUGGUUUGGAUCGCCACUCUGCAACAGGCUAUUAACGGCGAAACGUUAUUUUGUACAAGGUGGUAGUGGCUUAUGAUACCCAAUAGAAAUAACCAAUAAAACCGAUUUGGUAUUUCUUGGUUUUCAGGAAGAAGAUUACUUCAACAUGAGAUAUAUCGUUUUGUUGCA